CAGGUCUGGGCGGUGUUGACAGACUAUGACAGGCUGGUGGAGUUUGUGCCGAACCUGGAGGUGUGCGAGAAGCUGCCAGGGGGGAGUGCAACGCGCUACCGGCUGCGCCAGCAGGGAUGCAGCCAAAGCCUGUACUUGCGACUGGAGGCCAGCGCCGUGCUGGACGUGCAGGAGGUCAAAGGCCCCCUGGGGCGCAGAGAGCUGCGCUUUGCCAUGGUCGAGAGCCCAAACCUGAAGUUUUCUGGGCAGUGGACGGUGGAGCCAGAUCCCACAGUGCGCGAUGGGCGCUCCCUGGGCACCACAAAGCUGAGAUAUGAGAUCAGCGUGGCCCCAAAGUGGUCCAUUCCCAGCACGCUCGUCUCCAAGGUCGUCAAGUCCGGCCUGCCUGCAAAUAUCUGCGCCAUCGCCGAGCGAGCCGAAGAGGUGGGCGCAAAUUUUGCUGUGAGCACUUGCACGCGACAUAGCACCCUGGCCCAAGCUGCGCUUGCAGGUGUGGUCCUCUAUGCAAGCCUUAUUCACUUGUCACACAGGACUGCUGCUGAUGCUCCUGACACUCUGUGUGUGAAGCCAUGUGCGUCCUAUCCGGCGAUUGGCACAGCCAAGAAGUCUCUACUGGAGGCGCUGACGGAGGUGCACCUGCGGCGGCUGGACACAAAUAACACGCUGCACCGCCGUGCCGUGGCCGUCAUUGCCGUGGAAGCCUCCUUGGAGGAGGUAUGGGAUGUCUUAACUGACUACGAGGCGUUGCCCGAGUUCGUGCCAAAUCUGGCAGUGUGCGAGCGGCUGCCGGUGCCUGCUGGCAUGGAGUCUCGGCUGACGCGCUUGCGACAGGUGGGUUUCAAGGACAUGGUGUUCAUGCAACUGCAUGCGGAGGCCGUCCUGGACCUGCACGAGCGGCCGCACAGGGAGAUCCAGUUCAGGGCCGUUGCCGGGGACUUUGGGGUCCUGCAGGGCAAAUUCAUGCUGAGCGAACCAGAGCGCAAGGAGACGCACCUGAAGUACGCCGUGGAGGUGAAGAUCCCACGCAGCACGCCCAUGAUGGGCCUGCUGGAACCCAUUCUAGAGCGCAUGGUUUACGAGGACAUUCCUUUCAACCUGGCCGCCCUCAAACAGCGCGUAGAGGACCUCAAGCUUCAGCGCCGCAUCGCCGAGCUAGAAGCACAAGGUACAUCCUGGGCAAUUCCCAUGCUGAAUUUUUUUUUUGCAGGCGAGGGCAAUCGGGCGGCGUACCUGCGCCGGCGCACGGAGCGGCCGCGGCUGUCUGAGAUGGCGGAGGACUUUGGGCUGCUGGCCGCUGAGCUGGAGCGCUGCUUUGGCGGCACCGGCACGAUGCCCACUCGCGCGCAGCUGCGCGCCAUCACGCGCACCGACCUCGAGAAGGCCAUGGUCGCCCACGGCGGGCCCGCGGCCGUCGCCAAGCGCAUGGGCUGGAAGCUGGCCUACAAGGCGAAGGCGCCGCGCGGCUACUGGGACAAGCUGAAGAAUGUGGAGAGGGAGAUCGCGGAGUUCUGCGAGCAGGAGGGCCUGCCCCCGCGCAUCAUGCCCCUCAAGAUGGACUUUGUGCGCGCCAACCGCUACGACCUGGCGCAUGUUGUUGAGCGCUGGGGCGGCCUCUCCGAACUGGCAGAGCUGCUCGAAUACCAGGCAUGCACCUGCCGAUCUGUGUCUCCCCAUGUCUGCAAAGAGACUGUGCUCUUGCUAAGCACAAGGCGUAGCUGA
Coccomyxa subellipsoidea C-169 is the source of this 1719-nucleotide messenger RNA. RefSeq lists its product as hypothetical. The annotation marks the transcript as partial. The transcript has 9 exons. NCBI's taxonomy places the organism in Eukaryota, Viridiplantae, Chlorophyta, Trebouxiophyceae, Coccomyxaceae. The record is from RefSeq and is a predicted model, not a curated record.